Talpa occidentalis (Iberian mole) is the source of this 2399-nucleotide messenger RNA. RefSeq names its product steroid 5 alpha-reductase 1 (gene SRD5A1). Gene Ontology annotation, molecular function: 3-oxo-5-alpha-steroid 4-dehydrogenase activity. The coding region runs from base 1 to 762 and encodes 253 amino acids. NCBI's taxonomy places the organism in Eukaryota, Metazoa, Chordata, Mammalia, Eulipotyphla, Talpidae. The transcript is spliced from 5 exons. The record is from RefSeq and is a predicted model, not a curated record. Gene Ontology annotation, biological process: steroid biosynthetic process. Gene Ontology annotation, cellular component: membrane.
AUGGAGCUGGCCGAGCCGCAGCUGCUGGACGCGCUGGCCGCGCUGCUGGGCGCCCUGGGCGUCCUGGUCUUCGUGCUGCUGCGCCUCGUGGGCUCGCCCUACGGGCGCUACGCCCCGCCCGGCGCCCUCUGCCCGGUGCCCGCGCGCCUCGCCUGGGCGCUGCAGGAGCUGCCCGCGCUGGCCGUGCCGCUCUGCCUGUGCGCGCGCGCCGAGCGCCUGCACUGCUGGCCCAACCGCCUGCUGCUGGCCAUGUUCCUCGUCCACUACGCGCACAGGUGCUUGGUCUACCCGCUUCUGAUCCGCGGGGGGAAGCCCUCCCCCUUGUACCUGUGCCUGGUGGCCUUCCUGUUCUGCACCUGCAACGGCUACUUACAGAGCCGGUACCUGAGCCGCUACGCGGUGUACGCGGACGACUGGGUCACUGACCCCCGGUUCCUCGCAGGCUCGGCGCUGUGGCUGGCCGGCAUGCUGAUCAACAUCCACUCGGACCAUAUCCUCAGGUGCCUCAGGAAGCCGGGGGAGACCGGCUACAGGAUACCACGAGGAGGCUUGUUCGAGCUCGUCACCGCGGCCAACUACUUCGGGGAGCUGGUGGAGUGGGGCGGCUUCGCGCUGGCCAGCUGGUCGGUGCAGGCCGGGGUCUUCGUCUUCUUCACCUGCUGUAACCUGGUCCCCCGGGCCCAGGCGCAUCACCAGUGGUACCUGGAGAAGUUUGAAGAUUAUCCAAAGUUCAGAAAAAUUAUAAUUCCAUAUUUGUUUUAAGUUCACAGUCAAAUCCCUUGAAUUUGAAGCGUCUGACACUUCUCUAGGGUUUUAGAAACGGACUCUCCCUCCCCUGCUGCUUCGUCACUGUCAGGAUCUGCUCUCUGGCCCUCUUCCUUGGGGGCUGUAAGCUGUGACGCCAAGGGUGCCAAAGUGCAUAUGGAAGCCUCACUCUGGACACCAGGUCUUGACUGGCCACUUCUCUCUGGGACUGGCUCUGGAUGAGUGUGCGAAGGUCUCUAGGCUGCCGAGUCCAGCCCCUGCCUGGUUGCAGGUCGCAAGUGAGUGGCCUCCACCCUCCCCGGUGAUGUGCUAUCUCAGGGCCCCCCCAUCCCCCAGGUUAGAGGCCUGGGUACCCCAGUACAGUCCUGGUCUCAGAUGACCUCUUGGGCUCCCCAUGGAACCCAGGAUAGAGAGAGGCGAGGCCUGGACUCAGGACAGCACUGACCCCUCAGAAGGGGCUCGAGGGGCCUGCUGUGUCCUGGGCUCCGAGGACUCCUGGGGAUCCACAAUGUCUGCUCAGUUGCCAUAAGACAUCACUCUCUGGGCUAAGAAGGCUUUUCCUGUUGCCUUCUAGGUACAACUAGAAUUUUCCGAGGCACUGUUAAGUACCUCUCAGUCUCGCAAAGCAAUACCUUGACCCAUUCCUCAUUUAGACGCCUUAUGAGGUCGCAGGGGCACGCCAGCCGCCGGUUUUAGCGGGCCUGCGAGUUUCCGAUGAGUGGAAGCCGGGGGCCCGCUGUCCGAGAGGGCUGUCUGGACGUCUGGUCACCUCCAGGGAUGGUGCCACGAAGUGGUUUUACACGGGCACACGUGGUGGACCACAGCUCAGUGUCAGCAUCACGUCAGGCCAGAGGCCUGUGUGACUGGCUCCUUGGCCACGCUGGGUUUGUUGGUGCCAUCUGACCCAGCCUGCAGUACCCCUGAGCUGACCUGGGUGGAGAGGGAACCCCAGUUGGAAGCUGUGGGAUCCCGUGGCCACUCUGUGGACGUCUCCCGAGCAGGCCUCCAGGCAAACAGCUUGAUGGAGGAUAAUGUGGUGUCUGCAGUUUGAGAAGCACUCUGUGCCCUCUGGAGCCAGGGAAACGCAGGCAAACAAGCGUGGCUUGGACACGCCCACGCGGGGUUGUCCGGAGAGCCUGGAAUCGGGGAAUGCAGCGCCUGUCCGGGAACGUGAAGCCGGACACCGGGGCUGGGAGGGAGGGUGCCCCGGGCAAGGCAGGUGCUGCUGCAGCACCGCACUGGGCCAUAGCACCACGGACAGCGCCACCGCCUGCCAGCGGCCUUCCAGGGCCACCCAGCGGGGAGUUCCUGCGGGGCUGACCAGGUGUUAGGGGAGGACACCUGAUCCGCAGCCCCCGCCCCUGGGGUUAGGUGACUCACAUCUCUCUAGUCCAGAUGCCUCAGGCCUUGUCUGGUGGACUGCAGCCUGCUGGGGGGACAGGCCGCCUACCUUCGCAGCACACCGUGUGCCCUGAGUGUCCAAGGGCGGAGGACAUCACCGGAGGAGGGGCUCAGCUCUGUCAGAGAUGAGAAAGCAGUUUUACCCCUUGGGGAGUCCUCAGGAACAGAGGCCGCCCCUGUAGCCCUGUGGAUGUUUGGGGAAGUCAGGAGGGGCGGAGCGCCUGGGAUGGAGC